AUGGACGACACCGAGAGCUCGUCGGAAGACCAAAGAGAGCCAUAUGAGCUCAUCCUGAAGAGCCACGAUGACAACGUCUACGAUUUGGACUUCGAUACCACCCAUACCAAGGUCAUUGGGCUACCAGAGAAGCCGUUGCCCCCGACAAACAGCUUUGUCAACAAUGAGCACCGCACCAUCGCACACGUGUACGGCGCGGUCGAGGAAAGGAAUAUGCGGGAAGAAGCGGCAGACGAGCUGUGCAAGAGAGAAAUGACGGCGGUCGCGGCGCCUGACCCUUCCAAUCGCUGGUGUCCAACUCGCGAGCGCUUGGAGCAUUGUGGACAUCUCUUGGACGACGUAAUCACUGGUCACGUUCUCAUUAUAGACCAGGAGGACACACGCGACUUACUGCCCGAAAUUGGUCAGGAAGUGUGGAUUUACCUUGAUGUUCCUCGCACGCAACGUGUGCCCCCGAGUCUGCCCCGGGACCAGAUACGGGGUGUGGCAUCUACGCUUCGCCAGAAGCUGAAAUUUGCUCAGUGCUGCGCCCAAAAAGCCCUGUAG
Molecule: messenger RNA, 546 nt
Organism: Hirsutella rhossiliensis
Lineage: Eukaryota; Fungi; Ascomycota; Sordariomycetes; Hypocreales; Ophiocordycipitaceae
Exons: 1
Coding region: 1-546 (181 amino acids)
Source: RefSeq, a predicted model, not a curated record